UCAAGGUCAGACGGAGUCAAGAGAAGAGAUGGGGCAUCCUUUAUAAGUGCAUGACCACCAGAUGUGUGCAUUUGGAUCUCCUCGAAAGCCUGGACACAGAUUCCUUCCUGCUCUCCCUGCGCCGCCUAAUAGCACGCAGGGGUAAACCAUUCGAGCUUCUCUGUGAUAAUGGAACCAACUUUACAGGAGGAAAUCGAGAAUUAGUAGAGGCCUUUGAAGCUAUGGCUCCUUGCCUGCAGGAGCAAUUAGCAGAGCAGAGGAUCAGAUUCCAGUUUAACCCACCUUCCGCUCCACAUUUUGGAGGCACCUGGGAAAGGGAAGUCAAGUCGGUGAAAACAGCUCUGAGAGUAGUCCUACGAGAGCAGUCAGUCGCUGAGCCAGUUCUGCGGACUCUACUGAUCGAGGUGGAAGGAAUUCUUAAUUCCAAGCCAUUGGGCUAUGUGUCAACAGAUGUCUCGGAUCCUGAUCCUAUAACACCCAACAUGCUACUUAUGGGACGCAGGGAUUCAUCUCUUCCCCAGGCUUUAUAUGGCGGAGAGGAUUUGCUUGGGAAGCGACGAUGGAGACACAGCCAGGUGUUGGCAGACAACUUCUGGGCUUCCUUCAUCAGACACUACCUCCCGGGACUGCAGCAACGUCAGAAGUGGAAGAGCGAUAGCAAGGAACCUACUACGGGUCAGGUUGUUCUUGUUGUUGAUCCACGGCUCCCGCGGGCUCUUUGGCCUGUGGGUUCGGUGGUUGAGACCUUCAAGGGUGCAGAUGGACGUGUACGUAUUGCCACAGUGAAGACCAUACUCAUAUGCUCCAUGAGCUCAGCAUGUAACAUGUGUUUCACAUGUACUUAUGCAUCUCAGCCUGUUAUGGACCAUGUUCUGUCUUUGGAGCCAUAUUAAAGCUGCCGAACAUUA
Molecule: messenger RNA, 908 nt
Organism: Cyprinodon tularosa
Lineage: Eukaryota; Metazoa; Chordata; Actinopteri; Cyprinodontiformes; Cyprinodontidae
Exons: 2
Coding region: 51-893 (280 amino acids)
Biological process (GO): DNA integration
Molecular function (GO): nucleic acid binding
Source: RefSeq, a predicted model, not a curated record